Messenger RNA from Salmo salar (Atlantic salmon), 3422 nucleotides. RefSeq names its product S-phase kinase-associated protein 2, E3 ubiquitin protein ligase (gene skp2). Gene Ontology annotation, biological process: regulation of cell cycle; SCF-dependent proteasomal ubiquitin-dependent protein catabolic process; G2/M transition of mitotic cell cycle. Gene Ontology annotation, cellular component: nucleus; SCF ubiquitin ligase complex; cytosol. Lineage: Eukaryota; Metazoa; Chordata; Actinopteri; Salmoniformes; Salmonidae. The record is from RefSeq and is a predicted model, not a curated record. Gene Ontology annotation, molecular function: protein binding.
AUCUCCUAUUUUUAUACUUUAGAAUCGGAACCCCCAUCAGUAGCUAGCCAGCUAACUAGCUACUAGUCAGUCAGUUAGCCACUGCUAGCGGUCUUCACCGUUAACUUGGACACCAGCCAGCUUCGGCUCGGUCAAUACCUGCCAUUCUGCACAGCGCGAUAUCAACCCAGAGCAUAUCGGACUGCUUUUUCUCUACCUCAUCACCGGAUUCCUGCCGCAAGUCCUGGUCCAUUAUACCGGAUCACCGCAGCUAGCUAGCUGCAUUCGAGUGGCAACUGCUGGCUAACGCCUCUGUCCUGAAGUAAGCACCAGUUAGCCUUGAGCUAGCCUCGAGUUAGGCCCAUCUCCUGGCUAGCCGAAGAGGUCUACCAGCUAAUUCUUGCGCUAUAAUACCUCUUUUGCCAAUUGGCCUGGACCCUUUAUUGCCGACAGGGAGCCCCGCCGAUCCAUCACGACUGGUCUGCCAACGUAAUCGUCUGAGGUGGUUUCAACAGGCUUUUUCGUUGCGACGUCGCCGAAGGUCCAUCUGCUAGCCCCGGCCUGCUAUCUGUCUGAAUCGCCGUGUCUCUCACUCUCAAAACAAAACCUCUCUCAUCGUCACUCAAUGACUAGGUCUUUGCAGGAGUUUCCCUGCCUGAAUGAGAAUUUGGAGGGAUCCAUGCUGUCCCUCUCACAGAAGAACAAAUGGAAAAAGAGACAGUACUUUGGCGAAUGUCUGGACACGGAGAACACCCCUGACGAGCUCAUUCAGCAGUGGUCACCACCUCACAAGCAGCGUGUGGUCUGCAAGGGCAAAGAGAACGAGGAUAACCUGUUUGUGGUUGCCAGGCGACCAAGGACAAGGAGGGAGUUUUCAGGCUUGUCCUGGGACAGUCUCCCAGAUGAGUUGCUGUUGGAAAUCCUGUCCUGCCUCCCUCUGCAGGACCUCCUCAGGAUGUCCCGGGUCUGCAAGCGCUGGCAUCGCUUGGUGUUUGAUGAGUCUCUGUGGCAUAGUGUGGAUCUGGUAGGGAAAGCUCAACUAGAUCAAGCUCUUGGGCAGAUGCUUACGGUUGGAGUACUGGGACUGCGCUGCCCCCAUACCUGCAUUGGAGAACCAUGUUUCACCCACACACAACACCUGCAUGUCCAUCACAUGGAUCUCUCCAGCUGCACUGUCACAACCCUGGUUCUAGGUGACAUCAUCUCCCGUUGCAGGCUGCUAGAGAAUCUAAGCUUGGAGGGACUGGAGCUCUCUGACAACAUCGUUCAGUCCCUAUCUCAGAAUACUGAGCUGGUACGGCUCAAUCUGUGUGGCUGCUCUGGAUUCUCCCCCGACUCGCUUAGUCAGAUUCUCAAAUCCUGCUUACGGCUUGAAGAGCUGAACUUGUCGUGGUGUGACUUCAGCACUGAUCAUGUGAAGGCUGUUGUCAGUAACCUUCCCUCCAAUAUCACCCAGCUCAACCUCAGUGGCUACAGACAGAACCUGACUAUGGAAGAUGUGAAAGACUUGGUGGAGAGAUGUCCUAACCUCGUACAUCUGGAUUUAAGUGACAGUGUUCUGAUGAAGAGCUCCAGUUUCCCCAUCCUCCAGCAGCUGCGGUCUCUUAGACACUUAGCUUUGAGCCGCUGCUACCAGAUUCACCCUGCUGCCUUGGCUGAUUUUGAGAAGUUCCCAGAGCUGCAGACGUUGGAGGUAUACGGGCUGGUCCAGGACACCUACCUGCCAAUCCUGAGUAAAGGUUUGCCCCGUCUCCAAAUCAACAGUCGGCCCUUCUCAGGCGUGGCCCGUCCCACCGGGGCCACCCGGAGGGACCGCUCCAUGUGGGGCAUGACCUGUCGGUUGGUGUUCAGGCCCUAGCCAUAACGCCUUCCUAACGCUGUCACUAACACGUCAUAACUCAUUUCUGUCUGAUGUGGUCACGAUAUAGGAGGAAUAUUAGCUAUUUUUAGUGUGUAUGAAUAUUCCAUAGAGCCUUCUGCAAUUUGUUGUACACUGACACCAGUUGUUCUGAUGAAGAUGCCUGUUUUGUUGUGCUUUUGUCAGCACGUAUUUUAGUUUUAUAAUGGUGGGCAUUGGUUCUAAGUUAUUAUUGUAAUAGGCCAUGUCCUUCGGAUGCACAGUAGUGAACAUUUUAAAUGCUGGUAAAUUGCAUUUCUCCACAGUAACGCGACUUGAAUACCAUGCAACUGAAUUCAUAAGAUUUGUGUUCCUGUUUUAGAAAUAUUUGAACCCUGAUAAUGUUUACAUUUACAUUUUAGUCAUUUAGCAGACGCUCUUAUCCAGAGCGACUUACAGUAGUGAAUGCAUACAUUUCAUUUCAUACAUUUUUUUUUCUGUGCUGUGUUGAAGACAGCUUGUCGCUUUCAGGGAAAUAACUUUUUAUUUUUUACUUGAGAAUCAUAAAUUCUGAUUUAUAGGCUGCUGAUAAUGUAUCUAUAAUCUGGCCAAUUUAUUGACUUCCGAACAUUCCAAAGACAGUAAACUGUGCAAAACUUAAACGUUAUAGAUUGAUAAUGUUUGUUCAUUCUGUAAUGUUUUACCAACUGGAUAAUGGCACAUCAGUUCCAGUUACUGUCUAUCAACUGUAAACAGUGUUUGCCAGAAAGACGAGGAAGAUUUUGGUCCGAGUUGGAUUAUUGCAUAGGUGCACCACCAUUGUAGCCGUCAAAAUCUCUACCUCAUGAUGCAAUGGUUGGAAUUCUCUUUUUAAAGUGUUCAUAAAAUACAAAUCUGCAUUUGAAGGCCCCAUUUUAAAUAAUGAUGCCAUUUACUUGAUCAGUUUUAUUUUAAAGGGAAAAAUCUAUGACGUUACAGUUUACAUCAACCUCUACUUCCAAAUCAAAUUUUAUUGGUCACAUAUUUAGCUGCUGUUAUGGCAGGUGUAGUGAAAAUGCUUAUGUUCCUAGCACCAACAGUGCAGUAGUAUCUAACAAUACAUACAAAUAUAAAAGUAAAAUAAUGGAAUUAAAUGUAUAUUAGCUUGCUCAAUGUCGGAGUGGCAUUGACUAAAAUACAGUAGAAUAGAACACAGUAUAUACAUAUGAGUAAAGCAGUAUGUAAACAUUUAACCUGUUUGACAGAAUAAAAGCUGAGGUGGUUAUAAUGUAUACAAAAGUCUAGAUCUGUUGGCAUUUUUGUGGAAAUACAAAUGUAAUCUUGUCCCUAAAUUAGGUACGGAAUAUGAGAAUGUGCACUACACUACAGGCAUAUAAUGUACAAGAAAAUGGUAGCCUCUGCCACGGGGGGGCACUAGCUAUGUAAGUCGCUCUGGAUAAGAGAGUCUGCUAAAUGACGUAAAUGUAUGGAUCUGAGCCAUGUUUGGUCUGGUUCCUGUUUCUGCUCACAUUUGGUUGAGAUGUUUAAGAAAAUGUAGAUCUUUUUAAUUCAUGCAUUGACAAAUAGGAUGCACUGUCAAUGUCUAAAUAAAUGUUUUAUUUAAAGA